AGUAAACUUUGGCGGCAUCUGCCCGGCUCAGAUGUUUGCUUUUCCAUCUGUUGAUGUGCUUUUUGGGAGCUCUCCUGCAUGCCAGAGAAAACAUCUAGAAGAAGCACGACGCCAAAUCUCAGCCAUUCCCUCGGGUCCCCAAACCCCACCAGCCUCUAGAGAGGGGAAGGCGAAGCUGAGAUGGAAAACAGACGUGCCUGUAGCGCGCUGGCUUCAGCGGUUCCCAGAGACUAGGGUGGAACAGACAGGGAUUUGGGCUCCCACUCACGAGCCCCCAUACACACGCCCGGCGCGCGGCGCCACCCUUUCUUAGCACUCCUCUCGUCGUCGUAUCUGGAAGUUGGCGCUGGAGAUGGGGCAGUUGCGGUGCUGGCGGACUCCUCCGCGUGUCUAGGGCUUAGCUGACUUUGCGGUCCCCGCGCCUGCAGCUGGCGCGCUCCGCUCGCCGCGAGGGCGGACCUGCGGGGACCGCGCGCGGCUGGGCCGGGGGAGGGGACCGAGCUGGGCUGCGCGCUCCGCGGCGGAGGACCGGGGACGCCGGCGGCAGAGCCAUGACGGACGCCGGCAACAAGAAAGAGGGCUUCAAAAAAUGCCGGAGCGCCACGUUCAGCAUCGAUGGCUACAGCUUCACCAUCGUUGCAAAUGAAGCUGGAGACAAGGCUGCCAGGCCACUUGCCCGCUUCUCCAGGUCUAAGUCGCAGAACUGUGUGUGGAACUCGCUCAUUGAUGGACUCACAGAGAAUGUCAAGGAGAAGCCACGGCCAACCAUUGUCCAUGACCCCCGACCACCGGAGGAAAUCCUAGCCGAUGAGCUGCCUCAGCUCGACAGCCCCGAAGCCUUGGUGAAGACAUCUUUCAGGUUACGGUCUUUGGUCAAACAGUUAGAGAGAGGGGAGAUCGAUGAAACUAGGCGACUCCUGGAUACGGAGGAUGAGCUCAGUGACAUUCAGUCAGACGCGGUGCCUUCCGAGGUCCGAGACUGGCUGGCCUCCACCUUCACGCGGCAGAUGGGGAUGAUGCUCCGGAGGAGCGAGGAGAAGCCGCGGUUCAAGAGCAUCGUGCACGCAGUGCAGGCUGGGAUAUUUGUGGAGAGAAUGUAUCGACGGACAUCCAACAUGGUUGGACUGAGCUACCCACCAGCUGUUAUUGAAGCUCUGAAGGAUGUGGACAAGUGGUCCUUUGAUGUCUUUUCUCUCAAUGAAGCCAGCGGGGAUCAUGCACUGAAAUUCAUUUUCUAUGAGUUACUCACGCGGUAUGACCUGAUCAGCCGUUUCAAGAUUCCCAUUUCUGCACUCGUCUCAUUUGUGGAGGCCCUGGAAGUAGGAUACAGCAAGCAUAAAAAUCCUUACCACAAUUUAAUGCAUGCCGCCGAUGUUACACAGACUGUGCACUACCUCCUCUAUAAGACGGGAGUAGCGAACUGGCUGACCGAGCUGGAGAUCUUCGCUAUCAUCUUCUCAGCAGCCAUCCAUGACUACGAGCACACCGGGACCACCAACAAUUUCCACAUUCAGACCCGGUCUGACCCAGCUAUUCUGUACAACGAUAGGUCUGUAUUGGAAAAUCACCAUUUAAGUGCAGCUUAUCGCCUUCUCCAAGAGGAUGAGGAGAUGAAUAUUUUGAUCAACCUCUCAAAGGAUGACUGGAGGGAAUUUCGGACGUUGGUAAUUGAGAUGGUGAUGGCCACGGAUAUGUCCUGUCAUUUCCAACAAAUCAAAGCAAUGAAAACCGCCCUGCAGCAGCCAGAAGCAAUCGAGAAGCCAAAAGCAUUAUCCUUGAUGCUGCACACAGCAGACAUUAGCCAUCCAGCAAAAGCAUGGACGCUUCAUCAUCGCUGGACCAUGUCUCUCCUGGAGGAAUUCUUCAGACAGGGUGACAGAGAAGCAGAGCUGGGGCUGCCCUUUUCUCCUCUGUGUGACCGAAAGUCGACCAUGGUUGCUCAGUCGCAAGUAGGUUUUAUUGACUUCAUCGUGGAACCCACCUUCACUGUGCUCACGGACAUGACAGAGAAGAUUGUGAAUCCAUUAAUUGAUGAAAGCUCCCAAACUGGCGGAAUGGGACCGAGGCGUUCAAGUUUGAACAGCAUCAGUUUAGCAGAUGCAAAGCGGUCGGGUGUCAAGAGCGCUGGGUCCGAAGGAAGUGCCCCAAUCAACAACUCCGUCAUCCCUGUUGACUAUAAGAGUUUUAAAGCCACUUGGACUGAGGUGGUGCACGUCAAUCGGGAACGAUGGAGGGCCAAGGUGCCCAAAGAGGAGAAGGCUAAGAAGGAAGCCGAGGAAAAGGCUCGCCUGGCUGCAGAGGAGAAGCAAAAGGAGAUGGAAGCCAAAAACCAGGCCGAAGCAGGCGCACCUGGCAAAGCGGAGAAAAAGGCAUCUGGCGAAGCUCAGAAUCAAGUCAAUGGAACCCGCCCCAACAAAAGCCACAACCCCCAUGGGAAAAACUCCAAAGCUGAGACGUCGUCAGGAGAAAAGCAACAGAAUGGUGACUUGAAAGAUGGCAAAAAUAAAGCAGACAAGAAGGAUCAAUCCAAUGUCGGAAAUGAUUCAAAGAAAACAGAUGGUACCAAGAAGCAUUCUCACAGCUCACCAGCCCCGAGCACUAGCUCCACAGGUCGCCUUACAUUGCCAGUCAUCAAGCCUCCUCUGCGCCACUUUAAACGCCCUGCUUAUGCAUCUGGCUCUUACGCACCUUCCGUCCCAAAGAAAACUGAGGAGCAUCCUGUGAGGUACAAGAUGCUGGAUCAGAGGAUCAGAAUGAAAAAGAUUCAGAACAUCUCACACAGCUGGAACAGAAAAUAGAUCCAGGGGAAGAGCAGGCGUGAAGGAGAGGCCUGCUCCUCUGCCUCUCAGCUCACAGCAGCCAGCAGGAUGUGCCUGUGGGGCUGUGCGAUCAUGGUUGACGCCACCAGGGCAAAGUGAAGGCUGUGUGUGAUUUCCCCCUUUGGAGUUCUGUUAUAGACUCAUCGGCUGCUGGAUUUGGGGGUCGAUGCCAACUUCACCAGCAAACCAGUAAGAGCAUUGUCUCAUGAAGCUUUUAUUGGUAUGCAUUUUUCAAAGUCUCAAUUGGACCAAAAUUAAAGUGAUGCAACCUGUUCUGAAAAAAUGAAAUUCCUCCCGUUGACACUAUUUGUAUCCCCAGAAGUUGACUUGCCCCAAUAAGACUAUUGGUUUAAUAAUUAUUGUAUGUAGGAAAUGCACUUCCAAAAACAUCUUUUUUCAACUUUAAAUGCAAUAUUUAAAAUUCAAGUAAACAUGGAACUUUCAAAGUCAAUGCGUCCAAAGCAAAAGUUGUGCUUCUGAAUGUAACGAUCUUAGAGGGAAAAGCAGGCUGAUGACUUGUGUUUGUAGAUAUUUCUGAACUCAGCGGAUCUAGGUUAAAAGUAAAGACCCUUGUUCUGGUCCUAAUUGUGUGCCUCAGGCCUAUAGAUUCGUCUAAGGCUAUGAGAGUUGGCAGGAAAUGCAUUUUGGCUCUGCUUUCCUCUAAUCCAUUCCUUUUACUCACAGUGGACAAUGCUAGAAAUUAAUGAGGUGCCCAUGCCCCAGAGGUUCUAGGUUUGAGAUUUACUCCAGGAUAUGUCCAGGAGGGUGUAAAAUGCUGAACCUAAUUUGACUUCCUUAUUUGAAGAUUUUCCUCCGUAAGGCUGGAGAUGCCUUGAAGUUAAAUUUCAGAUCAUCGUCCUAACAGACCACAUACCUAAGUCCCUUUGGGAGCCCACUUGCUCCCACAGCUGUUGGUAGAAUAGACGUCUAUAACCCACCUCCCUUCGUGGUGGCAUUUUCAGCCCUACUGUGUCUCUCUUAGGGUUUGUACUUUGGAACUAAAUUCACAGAAAUUGUAAGGAAAGGUUCAAGGCCAGAAUCAGCUUUGCUCCCUUCAGACACGGCCUAGCGCCAUGGAUAACUUUAGGCUUAUUUUCAGGCAGAUCUGAUCUCCAAUCCUGUUCUGUCUAUAACUAGUCACAGGUCCUCCGUCUAGAUGGCAUCAUCUUUAAAAGCCUCAGUUUGCACCACUAGAAAGUGGCAUUCACAAUGUCCACUGUGCCUUUUGUGAUGACGAUUAAGGAUAAUAUAGGUUCUGAUUGCUAUUGCUGAGCCUGGAGAUUCAUAGAUGCACAGCAGAUGUCGUUAUGAGGGUUUCACAUCCAGAAAACGCUCUCCAGGACCCCCCCACACACACACACACACACACUACACAGAAGGAGCUGUGCCCUGAUGCCACAGCCUUUGGGGUCUGAUUGUAAAGGGUGCUGGCUGGCUCUCUCCUUUCAUGCUCUGCGGUUCAUUUCCAAUAAGCCUCAGUUAUGCAGUUGAGCCAGCUGGAGUUUAGUGCCCAUCAUGCUAUUGAGCAGCUUAUUUAUAAUGUGCUUUACCAUAAUAUUGCAAGGAAAAGUAAUUACUAUAUGAAAAGGAAAGUCACUGUGACUUUUUGUUAGGGAAACAAUUGUAAUUCGUAGCUCCCUGCUUGGUGCCUGUGCAAGAGGACCCUUCUGCAGGCCGGUAGCAUCUAAUCCACCUGAAAUAGGUUAACUCAACAGGUAAUUUCUACCUGUUCAUAUUCAGAUGCCUUAGUGCUUGCUGCACAGAGCCAUUUGGCCACACAAUGAAACUGCCCACGAGGUAGUGGCCUCCUAGCUGCCCAAUAGAUUGUGGAGGAAACGGAAUGCUGUAAUAGAUCUAACGGAAAGGAACCUCCCAGGGUGAUCUGAUGAUAAAUUCCUACCUGGGCAGGUCAUGGUGGUAGUCACGCCCCAGGCCUAUAACUUCUUUAGUGAAAGGCUUAUCUUUGCCUUAAGCACACCUGCCCAUUGAUUCUGUGCAUCUAGUAAACACACCUUUGAAAUAAACUUAACCACCCUCCGCAAAGCAGGUGAUCUUACUCUCCUGUAAUCCAGUCCCCAUGUUGCUUUCUCCCACCUUCAUGUAAUCUUCCUUUCUUUCCCUCCUUAAAUCCAAUACAUAAAAGAAACU
Hipposideros armiger (great roundleaf bat) is the source of this 4967-nucleotide messenger RNA. RefSeq names its product phosphodiesterase 1C (gene PDE1C). Bases 552 to 2798 code for a protein of 748 amino acids. The transcript is spliced from 21 exons. The record is from RefSeq and is a predicted model, not a curated record. Gene Ontology annotation, biological process: signal transduction. Gene Ontology annotation, molecular function: 3',5'-cyclic-nucleotide phosphodiesterase activity. NCBI's taxonomy places the organism in Eukaryota, Metazoa, Chordata, Mammalia, Chiroptera, Hipposideridae.